This is a messenger RNA of Coniophora puteana RWD-64-598 SS2, 974 nucleotides long. RefSeq names its product chaperone regulator. The transcript has 6 exons. The record is from RefSeq and is a predicted model, not a curated record. Lineage: Eukaryota; Fungi; Basidiomycota; Agaricomycetes; Boletales; Coniophoraceae. The coding region runs from base 34 to 750 and encodes 238 amino acids.
CACUUCACCUCCUCCACGCAACGACCACACACCAUGGCCCCCGCCUCGCCUCCGCCCCCACCACCGCCGACAAAGCCUGCAGAGAAACCAGCGUCGUCGUCCAAGGCCCCCGAUGCAGAGCUAGAGCAGCUCCUGUCCCGCGAGGCGUCUGCAUUCCAGCGCGAGAUGGAGGUCGAGCGCAUCCUCAACGCGUUCAAGCUCAACCCCUACGACAUUCUCGACCUCCAGACGUCCGCAACACAAGAAGAGAUCAAGAGGCGCUACCGCCAGCUCUCGCUCUUCAUCCACCCCGAUAAGACACCACACGAACGCGCCCCAGAGGCCUUCGACCUCCUCAAAAAGGCCGAAUCCGAGCUCGGCGACGCCGCAAAGCGCGAGACGCUCGACGCGACGAUCAUCGAGGCGCGGAUCCAGGUCCUGCGCGACCUCGAGCUCCCCGCAGCGCUUCCGGACGGCGACGUGCGUCUCCGUGCGCCGUCGAUUCAGCCACCGUUCAAGGACCGGCUGCGCCAGAAGAGCAAGGAGCUGUUGAUCGAGGAGGAGGUUAGGAGGCGCAAGGCAAUCAAGAUGAACCUUGCGAACGAGGGCCUCGAGGCGCGUAAGAAAGAGGAGGAGGUUGCUUCGAGGAAGCGAAAGGCCGAGGAGGACAAGGCAUGGGAAGAGUCGCGCGACCAGCGAGUCGGCAGCUGGCGUAACUUCGCGAGCGGGGGCAAGAAGAAGAAGAAGGCCAAGGUGGCAGUUCUCGGAUGAAGCUCUCGAUCCCAAUUAAACUCGGUACUGUUCUGGUUUGACCGGUCUUUGGCGUUUUAAUUCUCGUCGUACUCGGCGGUUCGCCAGUUUGCCUAGCUAACAUACAUACUCUGCCGCGUGCACUCCUCGGCGAUUGGCAGCGCAUGCAUUACUUACAUGUUCACAUCGAAUCGAUACGCACCCCGAACUCUAUAUCGAAAUUGUAGAAAAUGCCUGUAACAUCC